AAAAUCAAAUCAGUUUGAACAUUUCCAGUUAAAAUCAUCCGAGUGUGAUGUCACCACCUGCUAACAUCUCUCUUAAAAAGGAAUAAGCAGGUUUUCUUUGCACCUGGUGUAAAUUGAUCAAAAAAUGAAUGUAGCCAGCACAUGUAUAGCACUGUAAUGACAAUUAACCACACAAUGUAAUAUUGCUUUGCUAUGUACAUGUGUUGAAUUCACUGUAUGAUGUUUGUGUGUGUUCUUGAGCAAAGGUGGAAUAACAAAAGGAGGAUUCAGAGUACUAAGUUUGCCACAAGGUGGUGCAACAGUACAAAAAUGGUUCUUGAGAGACUCUUGCAUUUCGUCAUAAAUGCAACCCAGUGUCUUCAGUCGUAACACUACAACUGUGUGUGUGUGUGUGUGUGUGUGUGUGUGUGUGUGUGUGUGUGCGUGCGUGCAAAGGGUGUGUGCAGCUAUAUGUGUGUGUCUGUAAUUUGCACAUGUUACAACUAAUAAACUUUUCAACAGAUCUAUUCGGUUAUUGAUUGAAGAACAUCUUUCAGAGGAAGGCCUGUGAUGCAAGUAAAUAUACCACACAGACAAUGUGGUGCAGGGAGGUGGAAAUGGAAUCAAUGGACACAUCAGACACCCCAUGGUGCUGGUAUUACCUGGGAGACUGUGGAAGGUGGCACAGAUUUGAGGAUGACACAAAUAACCCACUUAGGAGUGUGGAUAUUGAAAAAUAUUACAAAUUAAACUCGAAAGCAGUUUUAAACACAUCUUCAUCCAACUGUAACAGCAAGUUCGAUUUCUCAGCAAUGUUACAGACUGACCUCAUCACAGGAAGGCAAAGAAGGAUCCACCGAGGCUAUGACCUUCAGAGAAGUUGCUCCUGCUUCAGUGCUGCUCCUGUCUUCUGGGAAAUGGUUGAUUCCACUGCUCCAUAUCAGUUAACCCCACUGAGUGAGCUCACUGCUGAGUAUCAGACUGUGGCACAUUACGUGAAGAAAGAUGGGCUGUUGGACAGAUCCAUUGUAUCAAUCAGCAGGAUACAGAAUUUGGAUCUUUGGGAAAUAUUUUGUAGGAAAAAGAAACAGUUAAUGAGGAUUCAAGGUGUCCAAGAAAUUCAAGAGAAAAGACUCUUUCAUGGGACUAAAUUCAGAAAUGUUGACAGCAUUUGCAAGUACAACUUCGAUUUACGAUUAGCUGGACAAAACGGUCAUAUGCUUGGAAAAGGAAUAUAUUUCGCAAGACAUGCAACAUAUGCAGACAAAUACAGUGAGAGCAGCACGGAUCCUUUGCCACCGCAUGGCAGCCCAACACAAAGUACACCAACCAAGACCAUAUUUUUAGCUCGGGUGAUAACUGGAAAAUCAAACGCUGGACAACGUUAUUUCCUAAAACCUGAUCAUGGAUGUUCUGAAAACUUGCAUGACAGUUGCGUGGAUGAUAUCACACAUCCCACAAUUUUUGUAAUUUUUGAUCCAAAUCAAAUAUAUCCAGAGUAUUUGAUUCAGUACAAAUGAACACAAGAGAACACAACAUGUCCACCUCAACUGUCUGGGUGAAGGAUUUUCAUCAACAUUUCCAACAUUUUUUACUACUUUUUUUAAACAAGCCCAAAUCUGAAUUUACAUGCAGUUUAUGACGAUUCUUUUUUUUAAAUGCUCUUUUUAAGAACACAGUCUUGAAAGCUACGUAUACCUUUAGAUAUCUGAAAAGGAAGUAAGUCUAUUUAUUUUAUAACUAUUUUACAUAUUGGGAAGUUUGGGUCUAAAAGACAUCAUUACAGGUUGACUUUUGUCACAUUUGUUUAUAAUAAGACAUAAUUUAUUAGCACAUAACGCAGAUAGCUUUUUUAUCUUGAAACAGCAGAGGUUAUUAAAUAAAAUUCCUGACACAACCAAACCAAAGUUCA
Molecule: messenger RNA, 1891 nt
Organism: Thunnus maccoyii (southern bluefin tuna)
Lineage: Eukaryota; Metazoa; Chordata; Actinopteri; Scombriformes; Scombridae
Product: protein mono-ADP-ribosyltransferase PARP11-like
Exons: 8
Coding region: 576-1499 (307 amino acids)
Molecular function (GO): NAD+ poly-ADP-ribosyltransferase activity
Source: RefSeq, a predicted model, not a curated record